AUGGCAAAUUCAGCUGUUGCUUCUAUAUUUGCUAAUCUAAAUUCGGUUCUGGUUCUUAAUGGUACAAAUUUUAAGGACUGGAAAGAGAACAUGAAAAUUGUUCUUGGCUGCAUGGAUCUAGACCUUGCAUUAAGGAUUGAGAAACCCUCUUCUCUUACGAAUUCUAGCACCUCUGAACAGAGGAAACUUCAUGAGAAGUGGGAUCACUCAAAUCGCAUGAGUCUUAUGAUCAUUAAGCGCGGCAUUCCUGAGGUCUUUAGGGGUACUGUUUCAGAUGAUAUCACAAGUGCCAAAGAAUUCCUUGCUGAUAUUGAAAAGCGCUUUGCAAAAAGCGAUAAGGCGGAAACAAGUACUCUUCUUCAGAAUUUGAUUUCCAUGAAGUAUCAAGGCAAAGGAAAUAUAAGGGAAUACAUUAUGGGAAUGUCAAAUAUUGCUUCAAAAUUAAGGGCACUAAAGCUUGAGCUGUCAGAAGACUUGCUUAUUCAUUUAGUGUUGAUUUCUCUACCUUCACAGUUUAGUCAGUUUAAGAUCUCUUAUAAUUGUCAGAAGGAGAAAUGGUCUCUUAAUGAGCUCAUUUCAUACUGUGUGUAA
This is a messenger RNA of Abrus precatorius (Indian licorice), 591 nucleotides long. RefSeq lists its product as uncharacterized. The record is from RefSeq and is a predicted model, not a curated record. The coding region runs from base 1 to 591 and encodes 196 amino acids. The transcript has 2 exons. Lineage: Eukaryota; Viridiplantae; Streptophyta; Magnoliopsida; Fabales; Fabaceae.